This is a messenger RNA of Oldenlandia corymbosa var. corymbosa, 5507 nucleotides long. NCBI's taxonomy places the organism in Eukaryota, Viridiplantae, Streptophyta, Magnoliopsida, Gentianales, Rubiaceae. The record is from the annotation of a GenBank genome assembly.
UUCUAAAAUCACAGUACCUAACUAGAGUCAAGUCUUUUAUGUAGUAUAUAUACUGGUAUUUUCAGUAUGAUUAUACAAUAACGUAAUGAACCGUGUUGGUUCCGUGUAUGGUGUCUCCAGCAAAGCCAAUAAAAUUAUACCCUUUUCUUCCUGUAAAUUCCAGCUUAACUAUAAAUGAUAAUCCCAUUCACCAGUAAAGUUCUGCACCUCAGUCUCGUCUAUUUCUAUAUUAUCCUCAUUCCCUUCCCCAUUAGUAUCAAUCAUAACAGAUUAAAGGCACAUUUACAGAUUGUAUUUCAGUUUUCAACCCUUCUGCAAUUUUGCAAGUUUUGUUCUUUGUGGGGAGUCAAUAGAGCUGGCUAACUUUUUCUUCAACGGGUAAAGCUCACCAAAUCCUUAUGACCCUUUAUUGAUUUUGUUCUCAAUUUAUGUGUGUUUGGUCUUUUAGGUGCCAGAGAUGACUUUUUUUUUUUUUUAAUCUGUUUUCUUGUGGAAUCUUUUUAUUCUCUGGUUGAAAUUUCGUAUUGGGAUAUUUUAUGGCUUUUAACUGUUUGUCCAGAGUUAAUGGUAUCUUACUUUUGUUUACUUUUCAGCUUUGUUAUCUAUUUUGGUUUUGGGAAUUUUCUUGAUAUGGGUUGUUUACAUCCGGUGAUUUUUGCACAUUUACAGGAUUAGUGUAUUGUGAGGCUUCUACUGAGAAGCUGCAGGUUCCUUAACUCUGGCCUGCCCUCAAUUGAAAUUCUGUGGCUCCUUGGAAUGGGCUAGGGCUGUAGCAACAAAGUCUGGGAUCAAAUCUUCACUCUUUGGAUACAUUUGUUCAUCUUUGGAUUCAGAAGAUUGGACCCUAUCAUUGCUUUCGCAGCUACCUAUUGAUUAUGGCUAAUAUCAACCAAUGUGCUAACUGAGUUUCAAGAAUUGAUUCUAUUCGUGUCUGAUUUGAUUGUUUCUUUUGAGGAUGUAAUUUUUUCUCUUGGUUUACUACAAAGCGAUACUUUCUAGUGGAAAAGGGAAGAGGAUUAGUAGACUAGGUGAAAAGAGGGGAUAGUAGAAAGGAUUUCUUUUGGAUGUUCAUCAGUUUCUGAAGGGAAUUGAUAUUGGAAAUGGCGAAUCGCAGAUAUUUUUGUGGACUUAUUGGGAGCACUAAGAAGGUUAAGGAUGCACGGAAAUCUCCUGAAGCUGCUGAUGGUAGCGGAAAGGGAGCUAAAACUCUCUAUGUCAAACUUGAGACAGCCUCAAAAGCUUCUGAAAACAACGAGAUUUUAUUAACCUCUCUUGUAGUUCCUGUCCAGUUCCCCAUCUCUGGAGCACCGAUUUGUAAGGUCAAGGUAAUGAAUCAUGAGAGUCCCGUUGGAAGAGAUGCUGAAGAGGUAGCUUACGAGGGGGAGGAUGAGCAUGAUGAAAGUUUGUCAAUAAAACAAGAUAACUCUGAGUUUGACCUUCAAAUUUUUCCUCUACCUUCAAAUGAAGAGAAGAAUGAUGGACCUUUUGGCAAAGAAAUAGACCUUUGCAACACUCCCAAAGAUGAUCUGAGCAACCAGAGUGAGAGAAACAUUGAAAGAGAUGCAGAGCUGAGUAUGGAUAUGGCUAAAAGUGGGCACCUAAGUGAUCCAGGAAUUCUAAGUGAUCCAGGAAUCGGAAAAGCUACCAUCUGGGGUUCGCCAAAGCUGAUACGCUCUUGCUCUGAUUUGGGAAGGAGUAAUAUGCAUGAAAAAAUGGCUGCACAGUUGCCUGCUGCAAAGUCAUUUGAAGAAUUGCAAAAGUUAGCCGAGAAAUUGGAUGAAGAAGUUCUUCCUGUUAAUCAUGGAAGUCCACUGUCCGUGAGAACCGGCUAUAGUGCUGACAAAGUGAUAUUGAAGAAGCAUUCAUCGAGUCAAAUACUUCCCUCUAGAAGUCGAAAAUUGUGGUGGAAAUUGUUCCUCUGGAGCCACAGAAAUCUUCACAAACAAAUGGAAGAAGGUGUAUCCAGACGGUCCCAAGCAAUGGAAAAGCUUGGCCUGAAUCAGCAAGGAGGAUACUCUUCAGACACUCUUGAACCAAGACAACCUGUAGAGUCAAGCAUAGUUGGAUCACCUGCUUCACUUUGUGACCAGCAAUUGAAACAUAGCAACUGUGACAAUGACAACCAGAGUUGGGAUGGUUUCCAUGGAGUCUCUGGUUGGUGGCCGCAGAAUCAAUGGGUUGCUUUUCCUGGGGAAUCCUCCUCGACUCCAAGAGGUGAUGAAUUGCCACAGAAUCAAUGGUUUAAUAUCCCCCAGGAAUCCUCGACAUCCUUGUCAAGAGUUGAUGAGUGGGUGAAAGAACUUUCAAUCCAACCGUCAUUCCAGGUGGAGGAAGAUAAUCAAACUGACAAUAAUAUGAACUUAGUACUCUCCUCCGAAGUUGAGGCCUCAUCAAGCUCGUCCCGGUUUAUUCAGCCUCCAGCACGGAAUCUUCCAGAGGAGAUUUCUCAUGCCAACAAUGUCAUACGUUCUCUCAACUCUUCUUCAACAGUUGCUCAUAUUGUGGGUAUUGGACUCAAAGUUGUUCCCCACCUUUCAAGCUUCUCUGGUCUUCGAUCGGUUAACUUGUCUGGCAACUCAAUAGCUCAUGUGACUCCAGGAUUGUUUCCAAAGGGUCUCCAUGCUCUUAAUCUAUCCAAGAACAAGAUCAGUGCUAUAGAGGGCCUUAGAGAAUUAACGCGACUGCGCAUAUUGGAUUUAAGUUACAACCGAAUCACCAGAAUUGGACAAGGUACGCACCAUUCCUUUUGCCAGAGUACUCUAACCUGAUACCGAUAAUCAAUCACCCAAAAGAUAAUGGUAGCUUUACUUAAAUUGCUAUAACAUAUUGAAAUGACUAUGGUUUGAUAUGACACCAGGCUUGUCAAAUUGUACGCUCAUCAAGGAGCUGUAUCUUGCUGGAAACAAGAUUAGUGAUGUGGAGGGACUCCACAGGCUCUUGAAACUGACGGUUCUGGACUUGAGCUUCAACAGGAUAACAACAACUAAAGCACUUGGCCAGCUCGUGGCAAAUUAUGGCUCCCUACUAGCUUUAAAUCUGCUGGGAAAUCCGAUUCAGAGCAACAUUGGCGAUGACCAGUUGCGCAAGACUAUGUGCAGCAUUCUACCAAAGAUAGCUUUUCUCAACAAGCAACCUGUCAAUGCUCAAAAGGCAAGAGAAGUAAGCAAAGAGGCCAUCGCUAAAGUUGCACUCGGAAACAACAGCCGGAGCACACAUAGGAGAGCAGCAAGGAAAGCUUCUCAAGGGGUUUCAUCCUCUUCAAGUGUACACAGAAACGGUGCAAGUGUUACUCAUAAGAGCAGACAGAAGUCAAGAGGGCGUGUCCAUUCAUCCACAAAGGCCAAGUGAUUGCUCGAUCAUCAAUAUCAUCCGUAUUACCAUUUUUCAACUUACUUUUAAAGUGCAGUUACCAUAGGAAUUCAAGGUUUUCUUUUCUGUUUUCAUUCGAGUUGAACAGCUUACCUGGCUGAUUUUGUCCAGGCAUUUUGCUUAUACGUUGUGGAUUGAGUUCAUUAAAGGCCAUUGAGGCGUGAAAUGUAUCCCAUUUUCGUUAACACAAUACAACGGUUGGAACGAAACUGGAAAGAUCAAUGAAAUCCGCAGGACAUAUAUACAGUGCAUAUGUCUGUUUCUUUUUUCUCUCAUAUCAUACAGUGGAUUAUAUAUCUUAUAAUCUUGUUAGUUCAAGUAUGCUUAAUACGGUAUACAGCUAUGUUUUGCUCAACCUAACUUUCUACUGACAACUCCACAACUCAGUCCCUCCCUUUACGGCAUUGGACAUUAUGAUUCAAGGCUUUUCUUUUUUAUUCUAUUUUUUUAAAGAAAAAAAAAAAUUUGGUAUGCAUUCAAAGUCAACUCUGUUUCAUGAAUUUUGUGGAGAGGGUGUUUUACUUGCAUGGAAGAUUGAUGGAUCUCUAUUGUGGUGUCUGUUUUUUCUUCUUCCUUGUCAUUAAUUAGGGUUUCACAGCAGUACAGACCAGGGGUGUCUUUAAUUAAUGAAUCAGGCUAUGUUUGGACAGAAAGAUCGAUACUUCCUAUCAUAUAAAACUACUACUACUAGGGUUAGCAGACCAAAGGUUAUUUCAUUAGCAGCCUGACACCACAGCCGUUGUCCAUUUCAGGGAUUGAUUGUGCAGACAAUGGUAAGUCCUGGAGGAAUAUUAGAAUCAGUUUCCAAACGUUUAUAAAAAUUCGCUGGGAAGAGAGCGUUUCCAACGCCGGGGAAAUUACAGUCAGAAAGCCGUUAUCCUUGGUUGGUCUAUUCAAGUCCCCAAGUUUUGGCGGGAAGAUGUACGCCUCCUCCACCACUUGUCUUAUGGAAUUGGUGCAGAUUGAUAUCAAUGACAACAAUCAUUGUGAGAUGACAGUACUAAUGCCGGAAAAUCGAGCUGAAUAUCUAGGUUCCCGAUCCAAACCUAGUCUUGAGGAGGUACGUAGCACUAGAUCUUCCUUGGUGUCAUUGGCUGGUUCCCAACUUUGUUUAAUCUUAAUACACCCCAGUUGGUUGAAUAAAUCUGGAGAACUUGCAUUUAUAUCCAUUUUCGUCUUCGAUUUCUCUGUGAAUUCCUGGAUACCAUUGACAAGCUUCAAUGGAGGCACAGUUUUUUUGUGCAACACCCAUUCCCUUUACAGCCCUGGCGGCACACCCAGCCCGAAUAAUGAAUGGAGUUACAUAUAUUUCAACUUUGAUAUUGAGAAAGAUCAAACCUUGUUCUCAUACAGAGUUGAGGAUGAAAGAGUGACAUUACAUUGUCUAGCGAGUUUACAGGAACCAUGGGUUUCUAAUUGGACUAUGCCUGCUCUGCCACUGCCUCCUGUUGAUGAUGAUGAUGAUGAUGAGAAUAACAGCAUUGUAACACCAUACCUUUCUUAUCAACUUGUACACGAUUACAGUAGUAUGGUACUGCAACUUCUUAGUCACAAUAAACAAAAGAAUUGGUGGAGCGAUAGAAGAAGAAUUGACAAGAAGUUGGAGGCAGUGGAGAAUGAAUUUUCGGAAUCUGUUUCUACCUUCUUCUUCCAUAUGUGAUCUGCCACCAGAGCUACUUGGUUUGAUUGCGGGAAAUCUGUCUUUCAUUGAUUACAUGCAUUUCCGUUUUGUCAAUAAACACUAUUGGGAUGAGGUAGAAUCCCUUCCCACCCUCCUUGAUCUACAUAGACAGAGUUAAUGGUGUCUUCAAUGUAGUAGAUUCCAAGCUUAACCACAAAACUGUCCAUCAAAAUUCCUAAAGAUCCUGGAUGGCUGUGUGAUUCAUUGUUCCAGAUAUGGUUGGCUAUUGUUGCAACGCUGGUCAGGAUACGCAUUCUUUAAUCCGUUUACAAAGCAAGUUAUUUCAGCAGAAAAAGAGCCCAGAACUUGUCAACUACACCUUCAUAAAUAAACCAUCUUCAUCAUCUGGCUGUACAAUCCUGGCAAUAUCCUCAGACAGGUGUCCGGGCACGUCACACUUUGUCAAACGCCCUCGAAAAGAAGAAGGAGAAGCAGAAUGGUGGACAUUUGUGGUGGG